Molecule: messenger RNA, 957 nt
Organism: Penicillium bovifimosum
Lineage: Eukaryota; Fungi; Ascomycota; Eurotiomycetes; Eurotiales; Aspergillaceae
Product: ribosome biosynthesis protein MAK16
Exons: 2
Coding region: 1-957 (318 amino acids)
Biological process (GO): maturation of 5.8S rRNA; maturation of LSU-rRNA
Cellular component (GO): preribosome, large subunit precursor; nucleolus
Source: RefSeq, a predicted model, not a curated record
AUGUCCGACGAAAUUGUCUGGCAGGUUAUCAACCAGCAAUUCUGCUCUUACAAACUCAAAACUACAAAGGAUCAAAAUUUCUGUCGCAAUGAAUACAAUGUCAGCGGUCUGUGCAAUCGCCAGUCCUGCCCGCUCGCCAACUCACGUUAUGCAACGGUUCGGACUGAUCCCGAAACCGGCGUCAUGUACCUGUAUAUGAAGACCGUCGAACGAGCCCACAUGCCCAGCAAAUGGUGGGAGCGUGUGCGCCUGUCAUCAAACUACGCCAAGGCCCUCGAACAGGUCGACGAGCGCCUCAUCUACUGGCCCAAAUUCUUGACCCACAAGUGCAAGCAGCGUCUCACCCGCCUGACGCAGGUCAACAUCCGCAUGAAGAACAUUGCUAAGGAGGACGAGCGUCUUGGAGAGAAGAUUGUGCCCAAGCUGGCACCCAAGGUCCGUCGUCGUGAGGCGACUCGUGAGCGCAAGGCCGAGUCCGCGGCCAAGGUCGAGAGAGCCAUUGAGCGUGAGCUUAUCGAGCGUCUGCGCAGCGGUGCUUACGGUGAUCGUCCACUCAACGUCGAGGAGAACAUCUGGAAGAAGGUCCUUCGCGGACUUGAGCGGGCCGGUGAUGGUCAGCGUGAUGAGGAUAUGGAUGAUGGCGAGGAGAUCGAAGAGGAGGAGGAAGAGGGUGUUGGUGAGGUCGAGUAUGUCAGCGACCUUGAUGAAGAGGAGGACCUCGAGGAUAUGGAAGACUGGCUGGGCGUCGACUCGGCAGACUCCAGCGACUACGAUGAGGAAUCCGAUGAGGAUGAGGAUAGCGAGGAUGACGAGUCUGCUAGCGAGAGUGAGACGAAGCCCAAGCCUAGUGCUAAGCGGAAGGCACCUGCUCCCCAGUCAAAGCCUCGCAAGAAGGGCCCUCGCAUCGAGAUCGAAUACGAGACCGAAGGUGCCGGCAAGGACCAGGUCAUGGCAUGA